AUGAAAGGCACUACUAAAGGGGAAGAUAUUCUUUCUGAAGUCAAAAAAACAAUGAUAAAGUUUGAUUUGCCAGAAACAAAACUCUCUGGUGUCACUACAGAUGGAGCAAGUUCAAUGAAAGGAAAAAAUAUUGGAUUUGUGGCAUUAUUUAAGAAAUCCAUUAAUCACAACAUUCUUUCAUAUCACUGUAUUAUACAUCAGGAACAGUUAUGUGCAAAAGUAUUAGAAAUGAAAGAAGUCAUGGAAAUUGUUAUCCAAACUGUUAAUUUUAUAAGAAGUCGUGGCCUUAAUCACAGACAGUUCAAACAAUUGCUUGAGGAUUGUGGAAGUGAGGCAGAAGAUGUAAUUUAUUUCUGCCAAGUUAGAUGGCUUAGUCGAGCUGCAACUUUGAAAAGAUUUUGGAUAUUAAUACCUGAAAUAAUAAAGUUUCUAAAAAUUAAAGAUAAAGACACAAGCUUUCUUGAAAAUAAUGACUGGCUGAAUGAUUUGGCAUUUUUAGUUGACAUUACACAGAUGUUAAUGGAAUUAAAUAUCAAGUUGCAGGGUAAAGAUCAACUUAUUAGUAAAUUAUAUGAAAAUGUAGAAACAUUUGUUUUGAAAUUGAAACUUCUCAAACAACAAUUAAGUCAAAAAUCACUUAUCCAUUUUAAAACAUUGUCAGAAAGAAAUACCAACACAGUUGACUAUGAAAAAUAUUGUAAUCUUAUUUUGAAAGUAAUUGAUGAAUUUGACACAAGAUUUUGUGAUUUUAAAGAAGUAAAGAAUGAGUUAGACUUAUUUUCACAUCCAUUUUCCAUUAAAGUUGAGACAGUAAGAGAUGAAUUUCAAAUGGAAUUAAUAGAACUACAAAACAAUAAAGAUUUGAAAGAUGCUUACAAAGAUGUUGAAUUGUUAGAACUUUAUAAAAAAUACAUGAACAUUGAAGUUUAUCCACAUUUGUGCAAACACGCUAUGAAAUACUUUUCCCUUUUUGGAAGCACAUACAUCUGUGAACAAUUUUUUUCAAGAAUGAAACAUGUUAAAUCAGAGCAGAGACAUAGGUUGAAAGAUGAACACCUCACUGAUACACUUCGGAUUUCAUCGUCCACUAUAAAAGCUGACAUUGAUCAAUUGUGUAAAAAUAAACAAUGUCAAGUUUCCCAUUAA
Messenger RNA from Hydra vulgaris (swiftwater hydra), 1146 nucleotides. Its product is annotated as general transcription factor II-I repeat domain-containing protein 2-like. Lineage: Eukaryota; Metazoa; Cnidaria; Hydrozoa; Anthoathecata; Hydridae. Gene Ontology annotation, molecular function: protein dimerization activity. The record is from RefSeq and is a predicted model, not a curated record.